Messenger RNA from Neurospora crassa OR74A, 1030 nucleotides. RefSeq lists its product as hypothetical. NCBI's taxonomy places the organism in Eukaryota, Fungi, Ascomycota, Sordariomycetes, Sordariales, Sordariaceae. The transcript has 2 exons. The record is from RefSeq and is a predicted model, not a curated record. Bases 116 to 541 code for a protein of 141 amino acids.
UCUCGCCAGUUUCUUCGCAUCCUUAUCCCAGUCACGUCAUACCAUCCGCCUGAUUCUUCCUACACUCGACAUAAACGGAGUCCCCUAGCCAUCUGCUGCAAACCUCCUCGACAACAUGAGUGCCCCGACAACCAGCGGCGCGGCAAAGUUUGAGCAAAAGCUGCCUUCGCGCGAGGAGCAGCUAGCCACAAUGACUGCACGGGUGGAGGAGUUUCAAAAGCAAAAUCCCUCGGCCGAUCUCAAGCUCGAACAGAAGUGGUGGGUGCCGAGCCUGGAUUUCGGCAACUUAUUGCAGGAUGCUCUACCACAAGAUAUCAACGCCGAAUUCGGCACCAUCUUUGCAAAGCUCUUCCAGGACAAGUUUGCCCCCGAUGCCGUGGCCAAGGCACGCAAACAGUCGAGGGAACUGCUCCAGGCAGAGCAUCCCCAGGUGCUAGAGAGGGUGGAGGAGAUGGUGUUUAAGAAUGAGGCCCAGCUUUCCGAGUUGCACCGCCAUCUGCAGGGGGUUGAGUCCAUCGGAUGUGCUGGCGGAAACUGCUGAAACCAUGAGAUGGAUGCGUUGCUUAGACCUCAACGCUUCUCUCUUUCAUAACCUCCGUUUGAUCCGGACCGUCCAACAAGAAUAUACCGGGGUUUCCCAUCUCGACUGGACAGUCAUUGAUAAAACCGUGUCGCUUCGUCCCACUGAAUUGAUGCCUCAGCCUCUAUCGCGUUUACUCUGACCACCACGUGCCGCCACAGACUGAUCCUAUACGACCCGGACAGCAGCGAGUGGCCACCAAGGCACAUAGAUUCGCCUCGCCCUUCCCUUUGUUUGUUUCUUCCCCCUCUCUGCUUCGGACCGGGCGAGGUCGAUCCGGUCGAAGAAACCGUCUUUGUCGGAAGGCAUGGACGGGAUCUCGAGGCCGAGGCGGCAAAUGGCAUGGGAGCGGGAGGGGCUGUGGCUUGAGCGGGAUGCGGCAGCCUCGAUGUACCCUACCCUGACAGCGGCAUCUUGUCGGUGACCUGGUGGUCGAGGGCGCUGGUCAGC